Molecule: messenger RNA, 1094 nt
Organism: Suricata suricatta (meerkat)
Lineage: Eukaryota; Metazoa; Chordata; Mammalia; Carnivora; Herpestidae
Gene: NAT8
Product: N-acetyltransferase 8 (putative)
Exons: 2
Coding region: 124-852 (242 amino acids)
Molecular function (GO): N-acetyltransferase activity
Source: RefSeq, a predicted model, not a curated record
ACCAAGCAGAGGCUGAGGGCAGAGACCACCCUGAGGCUGCUCUGGAUAUUCAAGGCUGUUGUGGCAGCAGAGUGGCCCCGAAGGUGUGCAGCAGGGACGCCUAGCUCUCUCUCGCUCCCGCUCAUGGAUUUUAAGAUUCAGGCUCAGCAGUCUUCCAUGGCUCCUUAUCACAUCCGCAAUUACCGGGAGAAGGACCGCACACAGGUCCUGGACUUGUUCUCUCAGGGAAUUAAUGAGCACAUCCCCACCACAUUCCGCCACAUUUUGAAGCUGCCCCGAACCCUGGUGCUCUUGGUUGGGCUGCCCCUCGUCUUCUUCCUUCUCUCUGGUUCCUGGCUGCUGGCCCUUGUAGCCAGCCUCACCCUUCUUGCUGCCCUGAGAUUCCUCUCCAGAUACCCCUGGACCAAGUUUUUAGUCAUGUCUUUGCGCAAAGACAUGUCUGACAUAACCAAGUCCUACUUCGGGAAGCCUGGCUCCUGCUUCUGGGUGGUUGAGGCUGAGGGGCAGGUGGUGGGCAUGGUGGGCGCUCUGCCCGCCACUCUGCAGAAGGAGAAGUUGGAGCUGCUUCAUCUGUGCGUGGCCAUGGAGCACCGAGGCCAGGGGAUAGCAAAAGCUCUGGUCAGGACUGUCCUUCAGUUCGCACGGGACCAGGGGUACAGCCAAGUCAACGUCAGCACGUCCAUAAUGCAGCACUCGGCCAUGGCCCUCUACCAGCGCAUGGGCUUCCAGAAGAUGCACCAAUCCUUCCUCUCCAUGAGCUGGAGGCUAAUGGCUGUUCCUAUAGUUAGCUUUGUCUACUGCCUCCCCUCUGCUCGGGCCUCUGAGAUAAAGGGUCCAGGAGGGGGCCCGUGAUCUGGUUCCUUGUGGGUCAGAAGAGGGCUGGGUCUGCUGAGGUCACAACCAAACCCCAGAGUAUCAGUGUGACAGCACAGUGAAAGCUUACUGCUCGGUCAUGUGGGAACGCAGUGGGGUUGGCAGUGGCCGGCUCUGCUCAUGCAGUCUUUUGGGUUGCCACGGUUUCACUUACCUAGUGCCACAGAAGUUGCAUGAAAACAAACUAGUGAAAUAAACAAACACAAGUGAACAUAUCCCUA